AUGUCGACUACGAUGCUGGCGAAACGUCUGGGAAUGUACCAUGGUAUAGAACAACGUAUCCGCGCCGACUUUCGGCUCGCUCGUGUGUUGCCUACUGAACGUUUGCAUGCUCGUGACACAGUACGGCGACAUCUUGUGUUGGCGGCUCGCCUCACCCAACGCCUCGAUGCUAUGUAUAAUCUCUGGGUGUCUUCACCACAGUUAACAAAUUCUCCUCAACUCCCCAGCAGCUCAGUGGAUGCUUCGCAUCCAAUUGUCACCAACUCUACAUCAAUGGAAUUGGAUCGCUCCCACACCAAUUACGAGUUGUGUGAAACAACUACAGUUGGUUGUGAUGUCAAUGUUGAGUCAGUUACACCGACCACUUCCGAAACUUCUGCUCAGCCUCCACCUGCUUCUUCCUCGGAUUCGCCAUUGAAAGGGAGCCAUUCCACUCAGCAGCAGUCAACCAAACCGCCUCCCUUCAAUUAUCCACCGCCCACAGCUUCUAGUAUUGACCUUCUCUGCGGCAGUCUUUCUGCAUCCGCCACUCUUUUAAAUGCAUUGGCGGAAUCGCCGAACCCUCUGCUUUCCGGCUUGACGGAGCAUUUUGUCGAUGAAGGCUGUGCUGAAGAGGAGGUUUUGUUAAACGGUAAGUUGGUAGUUUUUAUUUUAUCCAUUAAUCACUUCCGAUUGUUGAUUUUGAAACAUUACCACUUUUUCGUGUGA
This is a messenger RNA of Protopolystoma xenopodis, 708 nucleotides long. The record is from the annotation of a GenBank genome assembly. NCBI's taxonomy places the organism in Eukaryota, Metazoa, Platyhelminthes, Monogenea, Polystomatidea, Polystomatidae.